CAGGGCAGCCAGGGGCCGCUUCUGGGCUAUCGUCCUGGCAGCAGCGGCGGGGUUCUUCCUCCUCGGGUUCCUCAUCGGCUGGUUUGCAAAACCUACAGAAAAGAAGACAUCUGUGAGUCCUCAUGAGGACAUGAAGGCGGCAUUUAUGGCUGAAAUGAAAGCUGAAAACAUCAAGCAGUUUCUUUACAAUUUUACACAGCUUCCUCACCUAGCAGGAACAAAGGAGAAUCUGCAUCUGGCACAGCAAGUCCAAGCUGAGUGGAAGGAGUUUGGUUUAGAUUCUGUUCAGUUGGUUCAUUAUGAUGUCUUGCUCUCUUACCCUGAUGACACAAAGCCCAACUACAUCUCAGUAAUUGAUGAGCAUGGAAAUGAGAUUUUCAACACAUCAUUAUCUGAGCCUCCUCCUCCAGGAUAUGAGGCUGUUAGAGACGUGGUGCCACCCUACAGUGCAUUUUCAGCCCAAGGAAUGCCUGAGGGUGAGCUAGUGUAUGUGAAUUAUGGCCGCACCGAGGACUUCUUUAAGCUAGAACGUGAAAUGGGAAUUAACUGUACAGGAAAGAUUGUUAUUGCCAGAUAUGGAAAGAUCUUCAGAGGAAAUAAGGUGAAGAAUGCUGAACUGGCAGGUGCCAAGGGAAUUAUUCUGUACUCUGACCCUGCUGACUACUGCGCCCCAGGAGUAGAUCCCUACCCAAAUGGCUGGAACCUUCCAGGUGGAGGAGCCCAGCGUGGAAAUGUAUUAAACCUGAAUGGGGCAGGGGAUCCUCUGACACCAGGUUAUCCUGCAAAAGAAUAUACCUACCGAUUAGACAAAGCCAGUGGUGUAGGUCUCCCAAAAAUUCCAGUUCAUCCCAUUGGCUAUCAUGAUGCUGAGUCAUUACUGCGUGAUAUGGGAGGAUAUGCGCCACCACUUAGUAGCUGGAAAGGAAAUUUGAAUGUAUCUUACAACGUUGGUCCGGGUUUCACAACAAAUUAUUCUACAAGAAAGGUGAAAAUGCACAUUCAUAGCAACAAUGAAAUAAGAAGGAUUUACAAUGUGAUUGGUACCAUCAGAGGCACAGUGGAACCAGACAGAUAUGUCAUCCUGGGAGGACACCGUGACUCAUGGGUAUUUGGUGGCAUUGAUCCUCAGAGUGGGGCAGCUGUGGUUCACGAGAUUGUGAGGAGCUUUGGAAAACUGAAAAGGAAAGGAUGGAGGCCAAGGAGAACAGUGAUAUUUGCAAGCUGGGAUGCAGAGGAAUUUGGCUUGUUAGGAUCGACAGAGUGGGCUGAGGAAAAUGCCAAAGUAUUACAAGCGCGGGGAGUGGCUUAUAUCAAUGCAGAUUCCUCCAUCGAAGGAAACUACACACUACGAGUGGAUUGCACACCACUGAUGUACAGACUGGUGUACAGUAUGACUAAAGAGAUACCAAGUCCUGAUGAGGGGUUUGAAGGAAAAUCUCUUUAUGAGAGCUGGUAUAAAAAAAAUCCAUCAAGAGAAUAUAAAGACGUCCCCAGAAUAAAUAAACUGGGUUCUGGCAAUGACUUUGAAGUCUUUUUUCAACGUCUUGGCAUCGCUUCAGGCAGAGCACGUUACAGUAAAAAUUUGAAUGUAGAAAAAUAUAGCAGCUAUCCAGUUUACCACAGUGUCUAUGAAACUUACGAAAUUGUGGAGAGGUUUUAUGAUCCCACUUUCAAGAAUCAUCUGACAGUAGCUAAGGUACGGGGAGGGCUGGUGUUUGAAUUGGCCAACUCCGUUGUGCUUCCUUUCGACUGCAGAGAUUAUGCAUCAGCUGUGAGCAACUAUGCUCACAUAAUCUAUAAUUUGUCAAGGAAUCAUGAAGAGGAACUGGCAACAUACAAUGUAUCCUUUGAUGCUCUCUUUUCAGCUGUGAAGAAUUUUACAGAAGUUGCUGCUAGCUUUCAUGAGAGACUGCAACAAAUAGAUAUCAAUAACCUACUUGCUGUCAGAUCACUAAAUGAUCAGCUCAUGUUUCUAGAAAGGGCUUUCAUCGAUCCUCUUGGAUUACCUGGCAGGCCAUUCUAUAGACAUGUUAUCUUUGCUCCAAGCAGCCAUAACAAGUAUGCAGGAGAGUCAUUCCCAGGGAUCUAUGAUGCCAUGUUUGAUAUUGAAAGCAAAGCAGAUCAGCAUGAAGCCUGGGAAGAAGUGAAGAGGCAGAUUUCCAUUGCAGCCUUCACUGUACAGGCAGCAGCAGAAACAUUGAAAGAAGUAGCAUAAAUAUCAACAACAUAAUCAUCAAUGAAGACUACAUAUGACAGUUUUCAGAAGCCUUAAAACCGGAGCAUUUAAAAACACUUGGAGGAUUAUUACGAAGGACAUAAAAUAAAAGAAAUCUUCUUCUUUACAAAUAAUAUACCCAAGUGGAAUGCAUUUAGCAAUGUUAACAAGGUAAUGUACUCCAUUUGGAGAGCUCAGGCUUUAGAUAUCUUCUGAAGUGAGAGUGAAAAAGUUUCAUGUUUUCUCUCAGCAUCAUAUUUUAAGAAUUGCUAACCACUGGAUUUAUUUUCAGAGCUUUGAAUUUUGCUAGCUUGAUUA
Molecule: messenger RNA, 2533 nt
Organism: Gymnogyps californianus (California condor)
Lineage: Eukaryota; Metazoa; Chordata; Aves; Accipitriformes; Cathartidae
Product: glutamate carboxypeptidase 2-like
Exons: 19
Coding region: 131-2215 (694 amino acids)
Molecular function (GO): carboxypeptidase activity
Source: RefSeq, a predicted model, not a curated record